AGCUGUGUGGAGUAGCCAGACCCUCUUUCAACGCGCUUUGGAGGAGGGUCUGGAAAAGCAAGACCAUUUCUCCAAUGACUGUCUGAUGACACAAAUGCGACCUCAUUACCUCUCGUGUGACUUCAUGCUAUAACUCAUUGUCAAAGGUUAAAUAAUGGAAACUUAUUAUAGUGGGAUUGAAUGUUAAAACACGUCUCACCCCUUAAUUCCAGCUGUAGUAGAUUUUUAUUUAUUUUUUAUGUUUUUGUACAUUUAACUUCACAAAAUGCAGUUAGGUUUCGGUCAGAGUUCAUUUCAACAGCUUCUCUCCAUGUAUUUGAUUUGCAGACUGUUCUGUAUGUUCCAACCAGGCUUCACUGAGACAAACUUUCUUACCUCACAGAUACUUGUGCUGGGUGUCUUCAGAGGACAUAACCUCACAUGUCAUCCAACAGAGUAUCGGAACGAGGAUCAGUGCUGCCCUACAUGUUCUAUUGGAAGUCGAGUUAAAAAACAUUGCACAGAGUUCAGAAGUACUUCUUGUCUGGAUUGCGAUGAGGGAACAUUUAUGAAUCGUCCUACAGGUCUUACAGAAUGUUUUCCCUGUGCACGCUGUGAUUCAGGUUCUGGUUUAAAGAUAAAGACAGCAUGUACGACUAAAUCAGAUACAGUUUGUGAACCACUGGAGGGAUUCUACUGUCUGUUCUAUUCAGGAAACAGCUGUGUGGAAGCACAGAAACACAGAAGCUGUCAACCAGGACAAUAUAUCAGCCAAAAUGGAACAGCAUUAAGGGACACUGAGUGCUCUGACUGCAGAGAUGGAACAUUUUCUGAUGGGACAUUAUUGACAUCGUGUCAGCCACACACACAAUGUCCAUCAUUGGAUCUUCAGCUGAUAAAACCAGGAACUGCUUCAACAGAUGCUGAAUGUGGAGAACACAGUUCAGGAGCUGUGAUCGGUGCCGUUGUCGGGGGGCUUGUGACCUGUUUAGUCGGACUCGCAAUAGCUCUGUUUUUGGUGUGGCGUCUCAAAAAUAAGAAAGACACAGGAGGGGAAGGAAAUGCAGACAAUCCCCAACAGUACUUCAAAAAUAAUAAACAUCCACAUGAAGAAGAAGAACAGCUACAGGGUCUGGCUGUGAUAAAUAAACCCAGAGACCGUUCAUCGGACCCAUCAGAGGGGAGUUCCAUGUUCGAUAAAAUCUAGUUGGAUGCUGACACAUUGUAAGUUGUACAGAAAUGAAUCGGUCCAAGGUGAAUUUUGGACACUGUGCUCCAAAGUGAACAUCUGCUGGUCUGCAGCCUGCAUCACUAUCUUCCAGAGAUGUUACUGGACAGAGACUAGUCAGUCUGGAAUAACAGCUUGGAGCAAGUCCCGGACUAAGUCUGUAACGGCUCCAGGCUCUUCACUCAGAACUUCUGCUCCAUCUCUCUCACCUGGACAUUUUGCUGCUUGUACAGUGAGCUCUCCUUGUGUGGAACUCCUUAAAGGCCAACAUGUUCCCAUCCCUGUCAUUCCAAGCCACAGAUCACCCAGACAUCAUGUGUCUGAAGGCAGGUAUCAUCAGAGAGCUAACACCUGGCCCCCCUGCCCCCCCGGCCUCUUGCCUCUACUGAAGCCCCUCCUCACCAAGCUUCUGUCAGGACGGCUCUGCUCAACGCUCGCUCCCUUACCAACUAGACAUUUCUUCUCAAAGAUUUGUAGGGAAAAUUUUGAUUUUCGGAUCUUUACUAAAACAGAGUAUUGGUCCAUCAUUGAACUUUGUCCUGCAGACUUUAACUUCAUCUAGGACACCGAGGCUGUCAGGCCGUGAUGGUGGUCUGGCAGUGAUUUUUAGAAAUGGUGUAGAAAUCGGUUGGCCUCUCAAAGUCCAACCCCACGUCCACUUCGUGAGAGGCGGUAACAGCUGUAAGUACGGGAUUGCAGGUACGGGUGAAGUAUGGAGGGAGGCCACCCGAGCCAUUACGGUAGCCGUGAAGGCCUUCCUGGAGCCACCCAGAAACACGCUGGCAAACGGGGCUCCGGUGAAGCUAGGUGGGCCAAUCACCCGCAUAGUGGAUAAACAUGAUUACAGAAACAUUCAUGGAUAACAUUCAGCAAGGUUUGGAAGUAGAAGGUGUCUCCCCCCAGACAAAUAUGACGCUGGAAAACUCAAGCCGGAAGCACGUUGUUCAACCAAAAACAAUCCAAAGAUAGGCUCAUGGAACGUUAGAACAAUGUACCAAGCUGGUAAAGCAUCUCAGAUAGCAGUGGGAAAGAAUCAGUCCAACCUGUCCCUAACAGGACUCAGUGAAACUAGGUGGACUCAAUCAGAAAAUACUCACCUUUCUAGUGGAGGAACAAUAAUAUAGGUGGGACAUGACCAGGAUAAUGCCCCACAUACAGAGGGAGGAAUUUCUUGAUAUUACUGAGCUUUAUGGUGUGGGAUUGAGUUCCACUCUCUUGACCUUCUGAUGGACCAAGCUGACUGACUGAAAGAACUUUUCUGCAACGAAAUAACCUAACCUUCCCUCUCUCUCCCCUUGUGACAUGAUCAGUAUCUUUUCUUCUGUUUAUGUAAGCAACAAGCUGCGAUGGAGCUAGGUUAUAAAUGACUUUAUAUACCAAGCACACCUUUACAUAUUUCAUUAGGUCUUUCCAGCUUAAAAUCUAGGUUUCAGUGUGCGGGGAUACUCUGGACUUAGUUUUUUCACACUGUUUUACUAUGAUCAUAAGUGUGUUCUUUAUAAUUUGUCUUGUUUUAUAGAUCUUAUUCCCCAUAAACAUUUUUUUUGCAGGCG
Molecule: messenger RNA, 2760 nt
Organism: Perca flavescens (yellow perch)
Lineage: Eukaryota; Metazoa; Chordata; Actinopteri; Perciformes; Percidae
Product: tumor necrosis factor receptor superfamily member 14-like
Exons: 8
Coding region: 266-1186 (306 amino acids)
Biological process (GO): defense response to Gram-positive bacterium; positive regulation of peptidyl-tyrosine phosphorylation; negative regulation of alpha-beta T cell proliferation
Cellular component (GO): external side of plasma membrane
Molecular function (GO): protein binding
Source: RefSeq, a predicted model, not a curated record